Messenger RNA from Musca vetustissima, 1753 nucleotides. RefSeq lists its product as uncharacterized. The transcript has 11 exons. Gene Ontology annotation, molecular function: chitin binding. Gene Ontology annotation, cellular component: extracellular region. The record is from RefSeq and is a predicted model, not a curated record. NCBI's taxonomy places the organism in Eukaryota, Metazoa, Arthropoda, Insecta, Diptera, Muscidae. Bases 35 to 1753 code for a protein of 572 amino acids.
ACGACAACAACCACAACAAGAAACUAUUUUGAAAAUGUUGUUUUAUCUUUUUAAAUUGUUGGCCAUCAGCACUUCGUUGGCAGCAGCAACAUCGACACAUGGCGCCGCACUCGAACACAAUCCCAAAAAACGACAAAUCUAUCGUGAACAGGUCUUACCACAUGCCGGUGGAAGGAUACCAGAUACAGCAUUUGAAACGGAUCGACUAUUUCUAAAUCAACUACAAAAGGAUGGUAUCGCAGUACCGGAUGGCAUACUGCCAGAACAACGCAACCAACAAGUAUAUCCCUUCUUCAAUCGCCCCUCACGCAAAGUGUUUCGCAUUGCAUUGAGUUCUGACGGCCGCUAUAUACCACAAGAAGGGCGUUAUCAUUAUCAAGAACUACCAUCGAUAGACACGACCUAUUUGUAUCCCCAGAUUCACGGACAAAAGAACACAUUGUCACCCGAUAGUGUAACUCUUCCCGUCUACAGUCCAUUUCGCAUUCACAACCCACUACUGAAUCAAGUUAAAUUUCAGCCCAAGGAUAAAUCACAAUUCCAAAAUGUCUCUCCGUUCGGUGGCAACAAAUCUUUGGGUAAAGCAAAAUCCUAUCAAAAUGUGAAUAUUUUGAAUUCGCCAUUGUCACCGAUAACUGGAAAAGGUUCGGUGGUACAGCAUGGUGUCAGCGGUGGUGGCCCCAAAAAUUACUUACCCGAUUAUACGUUGUCAAGCCAGAGUCAUCUAUUCAAUGAUUUUGAUGAAUUAUUUAAUCAAUUCGAUGUCAACGACCCGAACGCUAAGAAAUCGCAUUCAUUUCCUGAAUCGGAAGAAAAGAAAUUUGAAAGGGUUAGCGAGAACGUUAUUAAAUUCCUAACAAUACCUGAGGAGAAUGGAGAGGAUUUGGUGCAAGUUCUUAAAUAUGACAAGCUUUCAGCUGAAGAGUUUGAAACAAAGUGGAUUUCUUGUGCCAACUAUAGACUUAAUCAAGUACUUAACGAAUGCAGUAGCCUACGAGAGAUUCUUAAAAAGUGGCCUGAAUAUAAAUCACAUUAUAAGUUGAUUGAUAUUGACUUCUCAAUAAUGCAUAAAUCGCACAACAAAAUGCUCAACUGGGACCAAAAAAUCCUAAAGUUGUUUAACUUUUUGAAAAAAUCUAAGCAACUUAAAUGUCAUGGUGAGUCAAAAAUGUUAGAAACUCUCCAGGACGAAGAUUUGGAAAAGGCUCUCAUCGUUUUCAAGAUGCUAUCUCAACGUUUUCUUGCCACAAUUUGUCUCAGCUUAGUCUCGGCCUAUGCGGUCUAUGCCAUUCAAGUUCAGACCUAUGGCCACCUCUUCCACCCGCCAGCCGCUGAAGCCCCCCACCACAAGGAGGAGAAACAAGAUUUGAAUAAAAUUCCCGGAGUGCCAGGUGUUGACUAUCCCGUUUAUCACGAGGUACCCCAUACCUCGUUCUCUUGUGCCCAUGUUCCGGCCGUACCCGGUAUGUAUGCCAAUGUUGAGACUGGCUGUCAAGCUUAUCACGUCUGUCACGAUGGUCGCGAAGGACAUCAGGGAGCAUCGUUUUUGUGUACCAACGGUACCAUUUUUAAUCAGAAAGAAUUUGCCUGCGAUUGGUGGUACAACGUGAAAUGUGAAGAGGCUGUUAAUUACUAUCAUUUGAAUGCUGAUCCUGAACACAAUCCGUAUACACCAAAAAAGAAAAUCAUUGAAGAGGAACAUUUGGCACCCGUUGAUCCCCAUCAUGGUCAUGGUUUUCUAAUUCAUGCUUAA